AUGGGGAACUCCCAAACCAAAGAAUCACGGACCGCGGCGCCACGUCGCCGAAGCCAACAAUGGUCAUCGGAUACCCCGGGUCGUGCGUUGUAUCAAGGCUCUCGAUCUGGUAGGAGCAGUCGGCCAGACCUAUCUCUUCUUGGAAUUGGUAGUAGUCAUCAUGAUCGCGAUAUGGCCACCCUCGAGCACCGGCGCGAAACCAAACAGGAGCGGGAGGCACGCCGUUUGGAAAAGGAAAGGGCAGCUCGACUCAAGGAGCGAGAGCGCAGUAUGAAAGAGGAACAUGUUGAUGGAGGAUAUCUAGUGACACAGGGUGUGUACGUUGGGACAGAGGACUUCAAUAAGCCGGUGGUUCGGCAAUUGAUGAUUGAACGUCGACUAGCCCCGUUUUGGAGAGGGCUGAAUGACUUCUCUGACUCCUGGGCAGAGCACCAGCUUAUGGCCGCGGCCCGGGGUAUGGACAUCCCCCCACCGGACGAGAUUCCACCUGAGCUAGAAUACACUCUCCCGAAAGCCACUCCGAAGGCGCCGGUGGAUGCAAGCAAUAUUCAACACCUCACCGUUCCCAUUAAUUCCCGCUCGCAGUCCUACAACUCAGAUGCGUCACAAAGCUCGAACCCCGGUCAAUCAUUACCCUCGGCAAUAUCUCCGAUCGCAUCUGGUACCUCAACUUCGCCACUCUUUCGCGCCCGCGCAAAGACCAUGGCAGCCUUGUCAACGUCCUCAAAGUAUGGCUCACAGACUGAUCUAACCCCGCGGGAGCUGCAACUACCCAAGGACCCGUUUGUCAAUGGCCAACCGAUUGAGGUCUAUUUAUACAAAGAAGCAAGCGAAUGUCCCAUCUGCUUCCUGUACUAUCCUCCAUACCUGAACCGUACUCGGUGCUGCGACCAGCCCAUCUGCUCUGAAUGCUUCGUCCAAAUUAAACGCCCGGAGCCACACCCACCAGAGCACGGCGAGCCCGAAGCGAAUUCCCCUUCGACAGAGGGACCCCGGGCCGAAGAAGCAGAGUCACAGCUUGUAUCCGAGCCGUCUGCAUGCCCUUUUUGUGUUCAGCCAGAGUUCGGAGUUACUUAUGCUAUGCCUCCCUUCCGCCGAGGUCUGACUUAUGUCGCCGAUCCCAGCGGCCGUCCUUCUCCUCACAUCGCUUCCCCAGUGUCCUCGACCUCGUCUCUAGUAUCCGCAAACCUUGCUCCCAUUCCAGGUCGUCGCCGGGCGACCUCCCUAUCAACCACUGAUCCUUCUGUGGUCACUACCGAUAAGGUUCGACCGGACUGGGCCCAGAAGCUGGCCAACGCCAGAGCUCACGCGGCACGUCGGUCCGCUGCUGCGACCGCUCUACACACUGCGGCUUACUUGAUUAAUCCCAGCUCCAAUGAUUCUCGCAGCCUUCGAAGGGGUUUGCGGAGGGCCACACAUGGAGAUGCCGGCCGGACCGGCUCUCCUGCACUCAAUGCCCUUGCCUUUCUGUCCGAGCGGCCUGAUCGAUCAACACGUGCACCCGACACUGACUCCGCCGAGGAAGGCUCAGGAAACAUUGCCCCGCCACGGGAAAGCUCAAGGCGAACUCGAGUUGACGAUCUCGAGGAAAUGAUGAUGAUGGAAGCCAUUCGCUUAAGCUUGGCCACCGAAGAGGAACGUCUGCGGAGGGAAGAGAAGGAUGCCCGGAAGGACGCCAAGAAGAGAGAGAAGGAGGCGAAGAAGGCUGACAAGGCCGGCCGUAAGUCUGGUCUGCACGGUGAUAAUGCCAGCAGUACCGCUUUGGAUGUACCUGGCGAAGGGUCGCUCGCCCAGGCUAGCAGCACGUCUUCCUCUAUUAGCGAAGAAGCCUCAACCAACAAGGGCAAGGCGGUUGAUCGCGCCGCUUCAAAUCCAUCUUCUUUCAACAAUGCUAGCCAGACAGAGCAAUUCCCGGUGUUGAAUGAACACCCCGCAACGGCCGAGCCAUCACGCCCAUCGCAUCUCCGGAAUAUGUCGAGUGCCUCCUCGUCAUUCUCCUCCAUUAUGGAACAAACCCCGGACGAACGUCCAGCUGGUCAUGUUUCCCCAGAUGGCAGCAAUACCUCUCUUGAGCCCAUGUUCAACUUCCGCAGCCUAGCAGCUGUUAUUGGAGACGAAGAUAAGAGCCGUGAAUCUGAGCAUUUUGAGAAUGCCGCUAAGCCUGAUGCUGAGGGCUCGUCAAGUGCUACUCCCUCGGUCCACCAGCCCACGGCCGAUCCUGCCAAGCCAGAGUUCAACCCGGUAGUGAGCACUCAGGUAGAUCCAGAAAGUGGUAGUGCUCUGCCCAAGGAGGUUGAGACGCGCUCGGUGGAAAUUCCAGCUCCUACCGCAAACCCCGAGGCGACUUCAUAG
This is a messenger RNA of Penicillium odoratum, 2352 nucleotides long. RefSeq names its product Sip5p (gene sip5). Gene Ontology annotation, cellular component: cytoplasm. The transcript has 2 exons. The record is from RefSeq and is a predicted model, not a curated record. Bases 1 to 2352 code for a protein of 783 amino acids. NCBI's taxonomy places the organism in Eukaryota, Fungi, Ascomycota, Eurotiomycetes, Eurotiales, Aspergillaceae.